GCGGCUUGUAGGCCUAUGUAGCGGCACCUUCGGCUCCUCCAAUCAGGAUGACAUGAGAUUUAAAGUGAAUGAGUUCACAUUUGCUGUCCCCUCCUCAUCGUGUUUUGUCACUUUCCUUCCACUUGUGAUGCCAAACGUGUGUGGAAGCUUCACUUCAGCUGCGAGGAGACAGAAGGAGCUUUGAAGGUUCACAAGACUCGGGGCGACUUUUAUUCCGCACCCAAGAAAAACGCGCUCGCGUUGGAAAUCUGCUUCGGACGUCGUCUUGUUCAGGCCAUUUACGCAAAAAGGCAAAAAAAAUCCGCCGCGACUGGUUGAAUGUUUGCGGACACGUAAGAAGUCGACAGCGUGACAAGUUCUCGACAAACACACAAAAGCUGCUUCUUGCGCUGUGAAGGAGACGAACCGGGAGGUUUCUGUAUCUGUGGACGCACUCUGGCGCACAAAUGGUGUUUCUGUGGGACGCAAAAUACGACCCAGCCCCCGGCCGGCGUUACACCCCCCCCUCCACCACCCUCGCAUCGGGGGGGAAGAUGGCCGAGGCCCUGCCUCUGGGCGCCCAGGAGGCCGGAGGCGGGUCCGCUCUGGUGGGAAAACUGCGCAUGGCCGACCGCGGCAUGGUGGAGGUGAUCUCAGAUCAUCCAGGUGAGCUGGUGAAGACAGACAGUCCCAACUUCCUGUGCUCUGUGCUGCCCACACACUGGAGGUGUAACAAGACCCUGCCCAUUGCUUUUAAGGUUGUUGGCCUUGGCGACAUUCCCGAUGGCACCCUGGUAACGGUGAUGGCGGGGAACGAUGAGAACUACUCAGCUGAGCUUCGAAACGCCACGGCCGCCAUCAAGAACCAAGUGGCCAGAUUCAACGACCUGCGCUUCGUUGGCCGCAGUGGAAGAGGGAAGAGCUUCACUCUGACCAUCACUGUGUUCACCAAUCCUCCUCAGGUGGCCACGUACCAGAGAGCUAUUAAAAUCACAGUGGACGGUCCUCGAGAGCCACGACGGCAUCGUCAGAAGAUGGACGAGGUCAAACCUGGCUCGCUGGCUUUCUCUGAGAGGCUGACAGAGCUGGAACAUCUGAGGCGGAGCUCGAUGAGGGUGACGCCUCCUCAUCACCAUCACCAUCAACCCUCUGCCAACACCCGCCAAUCUGUGGCACUCAACUCCGCCACCUUCGCCAACCCCACCCACACUCAGAUAACUGCCGAUUCCAGACAGAUGCAGUCGUCUCCGUCUUGGUCCUACGACCAAUCAUACCCUUACCUUGGCCACGCCACGCCUACCGUCCACACGGCGAAUGCCCUUUCGCCUGGCCGAUCUUCACUCAGUGAUCUGUCCUCACGACUCACAGGUCCUGACCUCACGGCCUUCACCGACCACAGGAUGACCUUAGAACGACCUUUCACCUCCCUCCCCUCCUUGCCUGACUCACGCUUCUCCGAUCCCCGGGUCCAUUACCCUCCCACAGCGGCCGCCUUCACCUACACCCCCUCUCACAACCCCGUCUCCAACGGCACCCUUGGCCUCACAAUGGCAACGGCCAUGGCAACCACCCCGACGGGGAGGUACCACACUUACCUGCCUCCUCCCUACCCGGCGAACACCCCCCACCAGGCACAGAAUGGGCCCUUCCAGUCCACCUCCUCGCCAUAUCACUUGUACUACUCCACCGCUGCCGGGUCAUACCAGUUCUCCAUGAUGGCCGGGGGAGGAGGCAGCAGUGACUCGCGCUCCCCGCCAAGGAUCCUGCCGCCGUGCACCAACGCCUCCACAGGCUCCUCCCUCCUGCACCCCUCUUUGCCCAAUCAGAACGAAGGAGUGGGUGUAGAGGUGGAGUCCAGCCACAGUAGCUCCCCGACAAACAUGGCAGCUGCUGAAGCUGUCUGGAGACCUUACUGAACCAGUCGAGGUGGAAGAGGACACUUAAGGUGACCACCUGGUCAUGUGAUGGUGGACACCAUCACUUAACACAUAAAUACACGCCAAUCCAAAGUGUCACAUAUAGAUAUCGCUCAAACUGAGAGGGCUGAGUGAACCACAACCCCUAAUCUCAGUUAAAGAAGAAGGAAAGUCUGAUGUUCUAUAUUUUUUCCAUAAAUCUCAAGAAGAAACCCAAACUAACGAUGUGUCAGUCCAUGUGAACUUUCUAAAUGCCUCGCAACAUCAAGUUAAAAUCAAUACUAAGUCUCUCAAUAUGGCUUCCUGUCUGUGCUUCUCAGUUCCAAGCCCAUUGGUCCCUACUAAUAUCUAAAAAAAUCAGUAGUUGCCUAGAAGAGCUGGCCCCUGAUGAUGAAUGCAUUUGUUGGGGACUAUUUUCAGCGGCGGAUUAAUCCACAAUUGUUGCUCUAGUGAGUAUUUGGAGCAGCAGGACAGGGAAGCAGUGAGGCUCACUGAUUUUUUAACAACAGUGGAGCUCUAUAGCACAGAGGGAUAAGAGACAUCAGGCAGUAAUACACACACAGCACUUGACGAUAGCUAUUAGGGUUGGGCGAUAUGAAGGUAUAUAUCAUGCAGUGGUAUAAAGGAUUUUGCAAUACCAUUUCUUCAGGAGCUAUCCCUUAAUUUCUCUGCACAUAAGACAAAUUUGAACUUGGUUGUGUUCCAUAUUGUAAAUUUCCUCCUAGAACAGUAUUGAUGAUUUAAAACUCAACUGUGAACUGAGUGAAACAUCAACAGUGAGCACGGAGGAAAUGUUAGGACUCACAGUACUGUGCGCUCCCCAGUUAGCAGCAAUAUUGAUCGUCACCUAUCGAUGCAGUUACCUGCUAAUGUUCCUUGGGUAAACUGCAUCUUUUUUAUUUAUUUAUAUUAGAUCCCUUAUUGGGAAAAAUUCCACCCAGUACUGUACAUCAUCACAUGACCAGGAGCCAGAUGAUGCGUGUUCCCAGUUUGAAACUGUCUACUGAUGAUGUUGAACAAGCAAUGAAUGACAGGUGCAUUAGCCAAUGGACAUCAGAGAGUGGACAUCCCAGUCUCACUCUCAGGACAUAGAAAAGGACUCCAGAGAAGAGUUUCUAUUGAAUGAAGCAAGUAAAUUUGGACAGAUAAACGGAGAGCAGCAGGGAAAUAUUUUGGUUUUACACUGACAAAGUGCAUGCAGCAGCACUGGACUGAUCUCAAUUCAGCUCCCUUUGUAAAAUAAGAAGAUUUCAUCCUCAUAAAUGUUGUUGGUGUUGUGAAUAGAUGACUUGAUCAGGCAAAUAUUGUGAUGACCUGUUUGUGUUUACCUUAAACUUUCGAUCUGUCAUUGUAUCACCCCCCUAAUGAUUUUAGCACUCUUCUCCCAUUCAUCACUUUUAUGGCCCCCUGAGGUGACUAUGACUUCUAACUCUGGCUUCACUGCAGACUGCAUACUCGCCCAUCAAAAUGAUUAAUAAUUCUUAACUGGCUAAGCCAGUCGAGUGAUUGCAUAUUUAUUGUAGACGGACCCUGACCAGACUGGAGAUGAAAAUUUCUAUGUUAACACAAAAGACAAUGUCUAAAUUAUGUCUCAGAUGUUUUCCACACAUUAGUUUUGCAGUGAAAAUGCUCAAAUUUAAAUUCUGUCUUCCGUCAGCAGCUUUACUCCAAGAUGAUUUACUUCCAAACGCCUCUCUGUUGAAUUUUGACUCACCAUGCUGAGAAACAUUACCACAUGGAGUUUUGUUAAAUACUUUAAUUUAUUCCUACAAUACCAUUUUGGUAGCAUUUCGUGUGUGUGUGUGUGUGUGUGUGUGUCUCACAUUUACCAUGAUCCACUGUCGAUUUGUACUGUAUAUAACCCUGGCUGUGACACCUGCAUUUGAUCACCCUUUCCCCUAUCUCUCUCUCUCUCUCUCUCUCACUCUCUCUCACACACACACACACACUAGUUUUGUUUUGACACUGUUGACACACAUUUGGGUGUUUGAUUUAUAUAAGGAAAAAAAUACAACUCUUGCCCUGUG
This is a messenger RNA of Micropterus dolomieu (smallmouth bass), 3922 nucleotides long. It is a transcript of the gene runx1, whose product is annotated as RUNX family transcription factor 1. Gene Ontology annotation, molecular function: RNA polymerase II cis-regulatory region sequence-specific DNA binding; DNA-binding transcription factor activity, RNA polymerase II-specific; ATP binding. Gene Ontology annotation, biological process: regulation of transcription by RNA polymerase II; hemopoiesis; regulation of cell differentiation. Bases 447 to 1895 code for a protein of 482 amino acids. The record is from RefSeq and is a predicted model, not a curated record. The transcript has 8 exons. Gene Ontology annotation, cellular component: nucleus. Lineage: Eukaryota; Metazoa; Chordata; Actinopteri; Centrarchiformes; Centrarchidae.